This is a messenger RNA of Miniopterus natalensis, 2208 nucleotides long. It is a transcript of the gene SLCO4A1, whose product is annotated as solute carrier organic anion transporter family member 4A1. The record is from RefSeq and is a predicted model, not a curated record. Gene Ontology annotation, cellular component: basolateral plasma membrane. Gene Ontology annotation, biological process: sodium-independent organic anion transport; transmembrane transport. Gene Ontology annotation, molecular function: protein binding; thyroid hormone transmembrane transporter activity. Lineage: Eukaryota; Metazoa; Chordata; Mammalia; Chiroptera; Miniopteridae.
AUGCCCCAGCACGGAAUGGGGGACAAGCCCUUCCCCUCCACGCCGCAGCUGGUCUUCCCCAGCCCGCCCUCGGCCCUGGAUGACGGGUAUGGCCGCGUCCCCCCCAGUAGGCGGGGGUCUCUGGGCUCACCCCUGAGCCUGGGCGCCCUGUGCGCCACCACCCACAGCCCCCUGGACUCCUGCAGCCAGCCGCUGUGUGAGCCAAGGGCCCAGAAGCACAGCCCCCGGACGGCCCACGCGUCGUGCUACUCGUCUGGGCCCCGGAGCUCGGAGUGCGGGUGGGGAGCCUUUGCCCCCGAAUGCCUGCAGGCCCUCAACACUCCGCGGGCCUUCCUGGUCUUCCUGUGCGCGGCCUCCUUCCUGCAGGGCAUGACCGUGAAUGGCUUCAUCAACACGGUCAUCACCUCCAUCGAGCGGCGCUACGACCUGCGCAGCUACCAAAGCGGCCUCAUCGCCAGUGCCUACGACCUGGCCGCCUGCCUCUGCCUCGCCUUUGUCGGCUACUUCGGGGGCAUCGGGCACAAGCCCCGCUGGCUGGGCUGGGGCGUGCUGGUCAUGGGGGCCGGCUCCCUGGUGUUCGCGCUGCCCCACUUCACCGCCGGCCCCUACGAGGUGGAGGUGGACGAGGGCCUCGGGACGUGCCCGGCCAACCGCAGCGUGGCGUGCCGGGGCCGCGCCUCCAGCCUGUCCGGCUACCGGCUGGUCUUCGUGCUGGGCCAGUUCCUGCACGGCGCGGGUGCCACGCCGCUCUACACACUGGGUGUCACCUUCCUGGACGAAAACGUCAAGUCCAGCUACUCACCGGUCUACAUCGCCAUCUUCUACACGGCGGCCAUCCUCGGCCCCGCGGCGGGCUACCUGAUCGGAGGCGCCCUGCUGAACAUCUACACGGAAAUUGGCCGGCGGACCGAGCUGACCACUGAGAGCCCGCUGUGGGUCGGUGCCUGGUGGGUGGGCUUCCUGGGUGUUGGGGCCGCUGCCUUCCUUACUGCGGUCCCCAUCCUCGGCUACCCACGGCAGCUGCCAGGCUCCCAGCGUUACGUGGCCAUGAGAGCCUCUGAAACAUACCAGCUGAAGAAGAGCGGCGGCACGGCAGCCAGCGGCCCUGACUUCGGGAAAACCAUCAGAGACCUGCCUCUUUCCAUCUGGCUCCUCCUGAAGAACCCCACGUUCAUCCUGCUCUGCCUGGCUGGGGCCACUGAGGCCACGCUCAUCUCCGGCAUGUCCACAUUUGGCCCCAAGUUCCUCGAGUCACAGUUCAGCCUGAGCACCUCUGAAGCUGCCACCUUGUUUGGGUACCUGGUGGUGCCGGCGGGCGGGGGCGGCACCUUCCUGGGCGGCUUCUUUGUGAACAAGCUGAAGCUCCGUGGCUCGAGCAUCAUCAAGUUCUGCCUGACCUGCUCCCUGACCAGCCUGCUGGCUAUCCUGGUCUUCUUCACCCACUGCCCCAAUGUGCCCAUGGCAGGUGUGACCACCCACUACAAUGGCAGUGUCUUGGCCGAGGGCCGCCUGGAGCUGACGGCCGCCUGCAACGCCGCCUGCAGCUGCCGGCCGGAGCACUACAGCCCGGUGUGCGGCUCCGACAGCCUCCUGUACUACUCCCCCUGCCAUGCGGGGUGCCUGGGGGUGGCCGCGCCUGGCCCGGGCGGCCAGAAGGUGUACCAAGACUGUAGGUGUGUCCUUCAGAAUCUUUCCUCUGGUUUUGGCAAUGCUACCGCAGGGAAAUGCGCCUCAGCUUGCCUGAGCAAGCCCUUCCUUCUGGUUUCCAUGUUCGUUGUAAUUAUCUUUACAUUCCUCAGCAGCAUUCCCGCACUGACGGCAACUCUACGGUGCGUCUGUGACCAGCAGAGAUCCUUUGCCCUGGGAAUCCAGUGGAUCGUUGUUAGGACUCUAGGGGGCAUCCCGGGGCCCAUCGCCUUUGGCUGGGUGAUCGACAAGGCAUGCCUGCUGUGGCAGGACCAGUGCGGCCAGCAGGGCUCCUGCUUCCUGUACCAGAACGAGGCCAUGAGCCGGUACAUGCUCGUCGCGGGGCUGGUGUACAAGGUGCUGGGUUUCCUGUUCUUUGCCACUGCAUACGUCCUGUACAAGUCCCUGUCUGGGUCUCCCCACGGCCUGGAAGCCUCUCUGCCCAGCCAGUCCUCGGCCUCCGACCACCCCACGGACCUCCAGGGUGCCCCCUCAGACCUCCAGCUCCAGAGCAACGUCUGA